GAAUGACGACAAUAUCAGAUCUUCCAUGUGAUUUGGUAGGGGAGAUACUCUCAAGAGUUCCAUUGACAUCUCUGGGAGCAACACGAUCUACUUGCAAAAAGUGGGAAGAUUUAUCUAAAAAACAGAUUUUUGGUAAAAAAGCAGGAGCAGCAGCCGGAGCAAGGAAGCAGUUUAUGGGGUUCAUGAUGAAGGAUUCAAGGGUUUGUUCCUUGAAAUUUGAUCUCCAAGGAAUCCGCAACCACGGGGACUUGGUUGUUCCAUCUAUAAACCAAGUAAGUCUACUUAAGCAAGUCGAGGUAUCUAGAGUCUUUCACUGUGACGGUUUGUUAUUAUGCGUACUCAAGGACAGCUCGAGGCUCUUGGUAUGGAAUCCUUAUUUGGGUCAAACCAGGUGGAUCCAACCCAGAAUCAAUUAUCAUGAAUUAGACAGGUAUGCUAUCGGAUAUGACAAGGACCGUCACCACAAAAUCUUGAGGAUUUUUGGUGGGCAGCAAACCGUUCUUGGGUACGAAGUCUACAGUUUUAGCUCUAAUUCAUGGAGGGCUAUUGAUGUUGAACCACCCGAGUGGUUUAUAUGGUCCCAUCAACGCGGUGUGUCUUUGAAAGGAAAUGCUUUUUUUACUGCUAAAAAUCAUACAACCCUUGGUGGAGCAAAGAUUGAAGAUAUCUUACUCUGUUUCGAUUUCACAACAGAGAGGUUUAGACCGAGUCUGCAUCUUCCGUUUUGCUCUGAUGAUGCUCGAGACAAUGUUACUUUAUCUUGUCUCAGAGAUGAGCAGCUCGCCGUGUUACAUCAACGCUUGAAUGCAUGUCAGAUAAUGGAGAUUUGGGUUACCAGUAAGAUUGAUCCCAAUGCGGUGUCAUGGAACAAGUUUAUGAGAGAGCUCGCUGGUUAUCCGGUUGACACUGAAGGUGGGAGUUUCUUCAUUGACGAGGAGAAGAAUGUUGCUGUGGUUUUCGAUCUAGACCAAUUUAUACCGGCCAUGGCUUCAGCUCACAUGGUUGGACCUAGGAGGUACUUAAGAUCUGUGAUUAUCGGACAAGCCCGUAGUAUCGGCAAACUUGACAAGUUUGGAUAUUUUCAUGACAAGUAUUGUCUCCCUCUUGUGUGCUCUUCUUAUGAUCCAAGUUUAGUGCAGCUGCAAUUCAACCAACAGGGCAAAAGACAAAAUUAUCUUAUACAACCAAAAGAAAAUUGAAAAAAAAAGAAAGAAGCAAAAAAAAAACAAAAUGAUAGAGUAGAGAGUGAGUACUAGAUAGUUCAAUCCCUUAUUUAUUUGUUUCUUGCAUCUCUCCGAUUUUCAAUUUAUUCAUAUCCCCCUAGACCUUUCUUGUUAAAUAGCAAACUUUAAUAUAUGCUGUCUUCUUUAA
Messenger RNA from Capsella rubella, 1371 nucleotides. RefSeq names its product F-box/kelch-repeat protein At3g13680. The coding region runs from base 3 to 1199 and encodes 398 amino acids. The transcript is spliced from 2 exons. The record is from RefSeq and is a predicted model, not a curated record. NCBI's taxonomy places the organism in Eukaryota, Viridiplantae, Streptophyta, Magnoliopsida, Brassicales, Brassicaceae. Gene Ontology annotation, molecular function: protein binding.